Molecule: messenger RNA, 1446 nt
Organism: Botrytis fragariae
Lineage: Eukaryota; Fungi; Ascomycota; Leotiomycetes; Helotiales; Sclerotiniaceae
Exons: 4
Coding region: 1-1446 (481 amino acids)
Source: RefSeq, a predicted model, not a curated record
AUGGUUGAUAUCGAGGAGAAUGAUGUUGAGGAGAACGAUCUUGAUUUGUACUCCGCAAAAGCUUUGGAAAGUGUGAACAAUGGAGAGGCAGAUCUUCUUCACACCAAAAAAUUUCGAGCAUAUUUAAUUAGUGAGAUACCCAGCAGCAUCUAUUUAGAGCAAGAAGGAGAUGAACCAGAAUCGGCAGAAUCAGAAUUAGGACUUGAAGAUUUAAUCGUGAUAGAUUCAGAAACUCUUGAGACCAAAGAAGACGCGCCUCGUGAUUUGUAUAGCCAGAAUUUUAAAGCCGAAUCUGAAAGUUCAAGUACUACUGGUUCUUCCACAAGCGAUGUAAAUCUGGAAACUCUGGAGAAUCAAUCUCCGGGUCACUGGCUCAUUCCAGAGGGUUGCAACACCUCAAUUUUUUUAUUCGAAACCCCCAAACUGAUACCUGAAAGACGUGCGAGCCAAUUAUUUUUGGUAACCACUGAGGACGAAGAUGCUAGAGACGAAGAUUUGGAUGAAGAUUUGGAUGAAGAUAAGAGUCCUGAAGUGAAUAUUCCUGAAAAUUUUAUUGCGGAAGAACCCAAGAGUAUCAAGGCAAACAUAAGGGUACUGACAUUAGCUUAUAUGAUUCAUGAUAUUAAUGACAAAGAGGGUGUCAAAGUGGACAAUCAUGAAGCCACAGAAGGUGGCUUCGCUAGCGACAAAAUAGACGAAAACGAAAGCUUUGACGAUACAGGAACAGCUGAAGCAAUGAGCGGAAUCAAGGACAUCAUCAGGGAAAUGUGUGAAGAAUAUACCGCUUGGACUGCAGUCACCACCAAGAGAACCAUUGAAGCAGCGAACAACGAAAACAUUGCGGGUAUUAUCAAGAAACUUUGCGAAGAUUUCGCAUGUGUUGUAGUCACGAUAAAUAAGUCUCCGGAAGCAGAAAGUGAAAAGGCCCAAGACGUCUAUGAUAUUGCAUAUCAUGAAGCACAGGAAGCCGAGGGGGUAGAUGUCACUACGAAGCAGCAUAUUGAAGGCUAUGUGAACAACACUGAUAUGGUGAAGGACGAGAGUAGAAUCGGAGUCGAGGAUGAAUUUUCUCUUCUAGAGCACAAAUUCGAGAAUAGAGUCAUAUAUGAGGAUAUUGACGUUAAUGACAAUAUGACUGCUGAAACGAAAAUCGAGAAAAGCAUUGAGCUUUCAACCAAUGAACCAAAUGACACGGAGAGUGAUCAGCCACACAAGCGAGCAAAUCAGAGCGCAGACAGGUUAAUUGACCGGGAUUAUGCGGUACAUGAGGUGCAAGAAGAAGGCUCGAGUCUCGGGAAUGAAGACAGCUAUGGUAAGUCGAACGAUCCGGAGGUACAAUCAGAAGUACAAUCAGAAGUACAAUCGAAGGAAAAGAAUGAUUUGGAACUCGAGGAGGACGAUAUCGAUGAAGUACAAGUCGUUUCAACGGAGUUUGCUUAUGAUUAA